Linum tenue is the source of this 982-nucleotide messenger RNA. The record is from the annotation of a GenBank genome assembly. Lineage: Eukaryota; Viridiplantae; Streptophyta; Magnoliopsida; Malpighiales; Linaceae.
GGGAAAUGAGCGAAGGAAGUAAUAGGGAUAUUAAAGAGGCCGGCAGAAGCCGAGUCGCUGUGUUGAGCUCUCACAUCGUUUCCAUGGCUUCUGAGAAAGACGCUGCCCUCGCGGCCGCCGCCGCUCCUGUCCCCUCCGAUUCUCCGACCAUAUUUGACAAAAUCAUCAACAAGGAAAUCCCAUCAAAUGUGGUUUACGAGGAUGACAAGGUACCCUCUAUUCAUUCUGUGUUUUGAAUGUGAAAGCUUUCCUCUUUCUCCUGUAGAAUGACUAAAUUGUGGUUGCAACCCUGCCUAACGCUUCAAAAUCUCAUGAGUUUCUUCUCACUAUGUCUUCUCCUUCGCUUCCGUGGCAGGUGCUAGCUUUCAGAGACAUAAAUCCUCAAGCUCCCACCCAUAUUGUCAUCAUUCCGAAAGUCAAGGAUGGCUUGUCAGGUUUAUCUAAGUCUGAAGAGAGACACUGUGAGAUCCUUGGCCGACUGAUGUAUACUGCCAAGCUGGUGGCAAAGCAGGAAGGACUGGAUGAUGGAUUUAGGAUCGUCAUCAAUGAUGGACCAAAUGGAUGCCAAUCUGUGUAUCACAUUCACGUUCACCUUCUCGGAGGACGCCAAAUGAACUGGCCUCCUGGCUAAAGAUUGGAGUUCAAAUACUUUCAUGCGGCGCGCGCGACUAGUGGCUUGGUCCUAAGGCUUUUUAGAGUUGAUAAGGUACUGCAAUGGUGGGAUUUCUGGAAUAAUGGGUUCAUAUGCUCUACUGCAAUGGUUUUCUCUUGCUGGAUCCUGCAUGAUGUCGGUUCCUUAAUGGUGACAACUGAAACAUAACCGUACAGUAUUGCUGUCGAGUACUUUCUUCUCCUUGUUAGCAGCUUAUGUUGAAUAGAUUGGGCGAAAAUUAUAGAAUCGUCAGAAAGUUGAACUUAGAAGUUAGAACUGAAAGAAACUGGUGAAAGAUAAUGGUAACGAAGAAAGGCAGAAAAAGCAAAA